AUGGCCGAUAAUUUGGCGACAAUCGCCUUCAAGGGGCUAGUGCUAUUGUUUAUCACCUCCGUGGUGAUCUUCAUAUGCUUUUUCGGCGUUAUGCGCGUCGAGCAGCAUAGGGCGAACAUCGAGCUGCAGCGUCGAGGUGCCUCACGGUACACGCCCGACGGUGAGCUGAACCUCUGGUAUUUUUUCGUGCGUGUUCUAGUUGUGAAAAAGCAAAAUAACUUUCCGGAAAUGGUCCAGCAUUGUGACUGUGUUUGGUCGAUACUCAGCAUAUCGAUCAUACUUAUCAUACAGAUUUCGGACGUAAUUUGCGUAAAGGAAAAGCGAAUUCCGGUAAAAAUAUCUGAUCCGGUAGUAUUCACCGACGAGCCAAAACCGUUCACCAUACGGGUAACAAAGUUCAUCUGUGUAGAAACACCGUACGAGGAGAGUGAACUGCUCCAGUGUAGAACCAUCCUUCGACGCAAACAACCUACGUUUUUCAACAUAUCCGUCCACGUUCCACGUGUUUUGAAUAAGAUAUUCUUUCAAGUGCGAACGUACUACCGCUACAACUCGUACGAGCCCUUUCCAAUUACGGUGCACCUGGAAAUCUGCUCUUAUUUCCGAAAACCGACCAGGGACAUCUUUUCGCACCAUCUAAUGUCGAUCAUGAUGGUAGCUGUACCGCACCUUUUGUACCAGUGUCCACAUGGGAACACUACCUACAACGCCGUCUACUGGCUGGAGGACAAAUUCUUUCCCCAAUCGAUGCCAGCCGGAGAUUUCCGUCAGGAUGUCUGGUUCCGGUCUGAGCAAAAUCGGACGUUAUUUGCUUAUCAAGCAUACUUUUCUGUGCGCCGGAUGGGGAUUUGGCGAUCGAUGCUUGAAUGGUAG
Molecule: messenger RNA, 873 nt
Organism: Anopheles coustani
Lineage: Eukaryota; Metazoa; Arthropoda; Insecta; Diptera; Culicidae
Exons: 3
Coding region: 1-873 (290 amino acids)
Source: RefSeq, a predicted model, not a curated record